Triticum aestivum (bread wheat) is the source of this 596-nucleotide messenger RNA. RefSeq lists its product as uncharacterized. The transcript has a single exon. Bases 1 to 555 code for a protein of 184 amino acids. Lineage: Eukaryota; Viridiplantae; Streptophyta; Magnoliopsida; Poales; Poaceae. The record is from RefSeq and is a predicted model, not a curated record.
AUGACCUUUGCCGCCGCCUACUCAUCGGAAACUCGUAAAUGGAGUGACAUAGUCUCCAUUGAGGAACCGAAUGCCAUCGAGACGACGGGGCACAGUGCUGUUGUGGGAAACAAGGUCUAUUUCCCAUGUGAGGAGACCGACAGUCUCGUCGAGUAUGACAAGGCUGGGCAAAAAUUGUCGGUGAUUGCGCUAGCUGAAGAAGAGGACGAUGACCUGCCGUGGCUUGACCUCAUGGGUGUGGAGGACGGGAUGCUGCUGUUAGCGACUAUGAUGAACUUUAGACUCUGCCUAUGGUCGAUGGAGGCUGGUCCCAGCAAAACUGCAGUAUGGGUGCGACGCAGAGUUAUCGAGCUCGAACCGUUGCUCCCUGCUACUGCCCUCAUUCGCAUGUGGGUGGUUGGUUUUGCGGAAGGUGUUGGUGUCAUCUUCCUGAAUACAAAGGCUGGGCUGUACACGGUUGAGCUCAGUUCAGGCCGAAGCAAGAAGGUGCACGGAGGGACAUCUUUCCGAGAAGUCAGGCCCUACAUGAGCUUCUACACUAGAGGCACAGACUAGCCUCAUACUGUUUUUCAAACAUGCACAUUAAGUUAUGAACA